Molecule: messenger RNA, 817 nt
Organism: Lobosporangium transversale
Lineage: Eukaryota; Fungi; Mortierellomycota; Mortierellomycetes; Mortierellales; Mortierellaceae
Exons: 2
Coding region: 101-730 (209 amino acids)
Biological process (GO): G protein-coupled receptor signaling pathway
Cellular component (GO): membrane
Molecular function (GO): G protein-coupled receptor activity
Source: RefSeq, a predicted model, not a curated record
UGUAUGGAACAAGUCGUCUUUCUUUUUAAACAUCGCCGACCAAACUCUAUCCCUUUCCUUUUUCAAUCCACCUUUUACUUUUUACUUAUAUUUACGGGCCAUGGACAACAAUACUACCAUUUAUCUCUUACUUCAACUUUUUAGUGUUCCCCUUCUACUUUUCCUUUUCGUCCACUGCACCUAUCAUUCCAUCAAUUUCCUCCUCCAGAUCUUCUCCAUUGUCGCUAUCCUCAACAACAUCAAUGAGAGCGUACUACCCAUCUACUACAAUGACCAGGUCAUGUCACAAGCCUAUGGCACGACUGGAUGCACUGUGUCCGCAAUCUUUGGACACUACAUCCCUAUAGUACUUAAUCUGUUGGCUGCAUGUAUGGGGUUUAAUGUGUGGCUCCUGAUAGUGCACAGAAGUAAAUAUAAAGAACGACAGCUGCUGCCUUGGUACUGUCUGUUUUCUUUUGGAGUACCCUUGGUGAUGACAAUAAUCGCUAUCAUCUUACUUCGGAAUGAGCCACACUGGGCAGCCAAUUCGCGACGAUACUGUUGUGAUUUUCAACAUACUUCCAUAACUACGGGGACAUUUGCUAUCCCUAUGUUAGCCGGAGGAGCAGCUGGAGUUCUAUUCACAAUGCACACGGCGAUUCAUUUGGUGCAAUACUACUACAAAAAACGCCAAAAUUCUAAUAGUAGUGGUGCUUCUCAUCGAACGAGUAUCAUAAAUGACUUGAGGUAAGUUUCGAAAAGUGAUCCUUGUUACUACUAUUGUUUACAUUGUUCAUUUAACAAGGAGAACGUUGCUUAUAAGGAAAUUAUAUACGAU